Zophobas morio is the source of this 1132-nucleotide messenger RNA. Its product is annotated as TIMELESS-interacting protein-like. The transcript is spliced from 6 exons. Gene Ontology annotation, molecular function: DNA binding. Gene Ontology annotation, biological process: DNA damage response; replication fork processing; DNA replication checkpoint signaling. Gene Ontology annotation, cellular component: nucleus; replication fork protection complex. Bases 653 to 997 code for a protein of 114 amino acids. The record is from RefSeq and is a predicted model, not a curated record. Lineage: Eukaryota; Metazoa; Arthropoda; Insecta; Coleoptera; Tenebrionidae.
ACUUAUUCAAGUAUGAAACUAAGCCUGAAAUUUGCAAUGAAAUCGUAUAAAUUGGUAAUUAGCACUCUUAAAUCGAAAACGGAAUCGUCCGUUUGUUUUGUUAAACAGGUCCAUCAUACCACAGAAUUGAGGUUUUUAACGUAGCUCAGAGGGCAAGAGCACAGACGCAAAACUAUGGGUUUCAGUCUAGCAACGCAACUUUAUUUUUUUGGUCUUCGACGAUUGGGCUUUUUAUCUCAUAUUAUAAAUUCUAAUUAUUAGUAUCUUUUUUACGAGCACGCGGUACUAUUAAGCAGAGAAAAUUUUUAAAACUUUUCUUGCAGCUCCACUUUUUUUUUGGCUUAGCGAGAAUUCGGGGGCAGCAAUCAAUAUCUCGACUUAAAGACUAAACAAAGAAUUUGUCGCUUUGAGUCUUACAAUAUUAUGUCACUACAAGAAGGAUCUAUUUUAAACAAGUAUCAUAUGAACUUUCUAUGCUAUACACCAAAUUAUUAUAGACUUUGCUCGUACGGAGAGAGAUUUUAAGACACCAAAAAGAGAGGGGUUCUCGCUAAGGGAGAUCUCAAUAAUUUUUAAUGCUACUUAUGAUUUAGGUUAUCGUCUAAGGAUUUUGAGGAUCUAGACGAUGAGUUGUUCUUAGGUUACGCGGAAUAUGAUCCUGAAAAGGAAAAAAUCCGAGCUUCAUCUCCCUAUAAAGAAUUCUAGGAGACUAACUCAAAGGAGUGUUAUAGAAGUCAAGCUCUUAUCUGAAAAAGGACUCACCCUUCUGGUCGACUCCUUACAAGAAUUGAAGUUCCACGGCCCCGGACACGAGGUGUAUGACUUACGAUCUUUGAUACUGGCCUACGAGCACUGGGCUCAUAAUCUUCUGCCCGACUUGGAAUUUAAGUUAUUUGCAAAGCGCGCACAAAAGCUUGGGGGAAAUGCUAGAAUCAAAACAAAACUAGCGGAUAUAAGACAUAACUUUCAACGAAACGGCAGCUUUGAGAAAGAGUGAGUGGGGAUUAGUCUUAAUAAUAGCAAAGCAACACGAAUCGCGUUUGAAAAUCCACCGGUUCAGAUUUCAUUGGAAAAAAAUAAAGUUUAACUGUUGUAUCGGAAAUCUCAGAGGAAUAAAAAAGCUAUUUAUUAA